This is a messenger RNA of Sceloporus undulatus (fence lizard), 3732 nucleotides long. RefSeq names its product DnaJ heat shock protein family (Hsp40) member C14 (gene DNAJC14). Gene Ontology annotation, molecular function: dopamine receptor binding. The record is from RefSeq and is a predicted model, not a curated record. The coding region runs from base 384 to 2525 and encodes 713 amino acids. Lineage: Eukaryota; Metazoa; Chordata; Lepidosauria; Squamata; Phrynosomatidae. The transcript has 7 exons.
CGGCGGCGGCGGCCAGAGAGAGCGCGCGCGGGGCCUCCCUCUGGCUGGCAAGGAAAAGGGCGAGAGGAGCGGAAGGACGUUGCAAGAGCAAGAAGAGGCCGGGCGCGCGCCUGCCUCUACAGUUACCCUUUCCCCGUGACCCGGAAGUGGAAGGCGGAGAAAGGCGUUGCGCAAGGGGCGGGCGGAAGGCGGAAGUGGAGAAUCGUCGCCAAGGAAGGGAGAGAGGGAGGGAGAGAGGGGAAAGUCCGAAGAGGCGGCGGCGCCCGCAGGAGCAACGGCAGCGCCCCCUCUCGUUGCCAAGGCGACGGGAUCAGGAAGAAGAGCUGACAAUGGCUGUAACCUAGCCUUCCUCAAGGCCGGAGCCCUUCUGGAACACAGACGCCAUGGAGAACCUCAGACCUGGCAGCGGAGGUCCAGCUGAACCGGAGCCAGAGGAUCCCGACUUGGGCGCUGUUAGCCCUACUGGGGCUGACUUCUUGGACGGUGCAGAUGCAGGAAGUGGUGCUUUUGCUGGGGACAGAGCCUCCCCAACAUACUGCAGUUGCCCAGCCCCCCUUGGCCAAGACGGGCUUGUUUUGGAAGCAGCGGAGUUUUGUGGCAUGGCUCCUCAAAGUGCUGAAAUUUCAGGUGCGGUGGAAAGCGGUCAGGAGAGCGAAAUUGUUUGGAACGGAAGCUCCGAUCAAGACGACAGCAGCUUGCACUUUACUGGCUACAACAGCCCUAGCAAUGAACCUGGCUCUUGUAAUUGUCAGGGAGAUGUCUCUGAUCUCUCUGCAGUGUAUCCCGAGAAGGAGACGGACUUAUGUGACUCCACCUGCCAGCACUGGUGUCCGGGCAAUGUGGAGGAGGACACGUCAAAGCAACUCUUAGGCCAGGAAGAAGAGGCUGAAGAUGGCAUGGCAGCAAAGGCCAAGGAGGACCUCCCUGACUGCACUCGGGCUUCUAGUGGAAGGAAGGUUGCCCGGCAGCAAAGGCACCGUUCUACUGCCAAAGACAAGGGAGAAGGGCGCUUUGCACUAUCUGGGGGGAAACACAGGCAGGCUAGGAAGAAAUACGACGGUGGGCGUCACCAUGUCCGGACCGAGCUGUUGAAACAUCUGGAGAGAGUGGCUUCAUUCUGCAUCUCCUGCUUCAAACUCUUUAUCAGCCUGAUUGUGCAGGUCACCCACAGGUGUGGUGAAGGUGUAGAGGCCAGUGGAAAGCUACUGUACUCUUGCUGCUCAUUCAGCCCACGGGACCUAGACAGCAUGAGAAGCAGCAUGCAGACUUGGAUCCAGCAUGCUGGGUUUAAUUGCAGAAAAUUGACACAACAGCUGGGCUUGUGGGUGACCCUGACUUAUCGCCUGCUUAAGAUGCUAUGUGCUGUCCUCUUCCUGGUGCUUAUGCUGCUCCUGGGUAGCCUAAGACUCUGUUGGCGGGUCUCCAAAUCAGCCCUGCUCAGUCUCCUGGGUAGAUUGGCUCACAGCAGCCAUGGAGCAUGGCUUCUUUCUGCCAUCAACCUAUCCCUCAUUUGGGCCCGCUUCAAAGACAGCAGGACUUGCAAGUGGGUGGCAAGCCUGCUGCUUAAAUGGUAUGCCCUCCUUUGGAUGCCUAAAAGAUUAAGGAACACUCAGGCAGAGGACACUACGUACAGUGGGUCUCCUAGUGGAUCUGGACCCUACCAGCCUGGAGAAGAGGUGGCACGUUUGCUGGCGAUGGCACAUAUCCCUGAGGAAGAGCUUAAUCCUUUCCAGGUGUUGGGCUUGGAGUUAACAGCAUCAGAUGCAGAGCUGAAAAAGGCCUAUCGGCAUUUGGCAGUACUGGUUCAUCCAGACAAGAAUAAGCAUCCACGAGCAGAAGAGGCCUUCAAGGUACUGCGGGCAGCAUGGGAUAUCGUCAGCAACCCUGAGAGGAGGAAGGAAUAUGAAAUAAAGCGCAUGGCAGAAACAGAGCUCACAAAGUCAAUGAACGAAUUCCUUUCCAAACUUCAGGAUGACCUGAAAGAAGCCAUGAACACAAUGAUGUGUAACAAAUGUCAGGGGAAGCACAAGAGGUUUGAGAUGGAUCGUGACCCAUUGAAUGCCCGCUACUGUGCAGAAUGUAGCAAGCUUCAUGCAGCUGAAGAAGGUGACUUUUGGGCAGAAUCUAGCAUGUUAGGACUGAAAAUCACAUACUUUGCCAUGAUGGAUGGAAAGGUUUAUGAUAUCACAGAAUGGGCUGGCUGCCAACGUGUGGGAAUUUCUCCAGACACACAUCGUGUUCCAUAUCAUAUAUCUUUUGGAGCAAGGGGUUCAGGAGGACGCCAGAGAGCUACUCCAGAAGGCAAUCCUGCUUCAGCUGCAGAACUACAGGACUUCUUCAACCGCAUCUUCCAAGGGAACCAUGGCCAGAUGCCAAAUGGGAACUUUUUCAGCACACCCCAGCCUCCAUCCCCAGGGAGUGUGCCAACCCCUCCUGCUCCACCAUCAAAGGUGGAUAGUACCUCACAGAAAGGGGAUUCAAAGCAGAAACGGCGGAAAAAAGUGCGACGUCCCUUUCAGCGUUGAGACCAAGACUUUGUGGGCAUAAAAUCUCCCAGGCCUGCCUGAAUCUCCCAAGCUUUUUGUCAAAUAGCAAAAGGGCUGUUCCAAAAUGGAAAAAAAAAACCAGUGUAUUCUUAAUGUCAGAAAUCUGGGCUAAUCUGUAAUUCAGUAACUAUAAACUGGAAAAUGACAUUCCCCUUUCCACUGUAGUUGACGACACGGAUCUCAUGAUACCAAAGAACUCCAAACGAUGGCUUCCUGGAAGUGUCGUCAUGAAGACAGGGGUGGCCAGCUGUUGGAUGGUGAUGAUCCAGACUGUAUUGAGCCGUGGCAUCUUCUAUAUGAUGACUUUAUCAAUCAGAUGCUUUUAUAAUUGUCUGGCAUUCCCUUCUUUAGCAAGGGUAUGGCUGCCACCAACAUUUGUAGCUGUUUACUUCACUUUCGUCCACAAGGAUGCUUGGACUGGAAACUGUUGUACUCUAUGUGAGCUGUUGUCAGAAGUAUCUAAGCUCACAGAGUAAAGCUGAGUCUAAAAAGACUUGACUUUGCCUGUGCUAAUGUUGAAGAUGUGCAGGAAAGAAUCCCCAUGUCAUUGUUGUGAAGAUCAGCAAUUACCUUCUUGCCUCAUAUGGAUGUUUGGUCCAACUAUUAGAGGGAGUGAAAGGACUCUUCACCAUGCCUAUAGCAUCCUUGUUGGAAAAUAUUAAUUCAUUGCCUAACUCCAAACUUAGUAAAGUUAGGAGGAGAUGAAGAUGCAUCCUAGUUGUUAUUACAGGGGUUGCACAGAUGUAGUGCAGAUACUCAGGAUUAUGUCAAGCAGGUUUUUUGCUCCUACUUUUGAGUUCCAAAUGUUCUGUUGGCUCUGUUGUAAAACUACUGAGAGGAGGUGUUCUGCACCACCCCGUGUUUAAAGACAACUGGCCAUUUCUGGCUCUGAAUGCAGUGACUUUUAGAGAAAUCCAAAUCCUUGUCUAAGGUGCUUGGUUUGCUCUUGCCUGAUCCUGACAAGCACUUAUGAUUUAUCUCUGCUGUUUCAGGACUGUGGUCAGACCAGUUAAAACAAAACUGGUGAAUUAGACCUCAAAAUUUGACAUGGAUGGUUAGCUCCUUAACUGUCCAACCUGUUUUAUUGAAGGUUACUUUUUUAAAAGUUCAUAUUUGUAUGUAUAUACAUAUAUUUAAUACCAUCUGUAUUCCCCUUUCUAGAAAUACAUAUAAAUGACUUGGAGUA